Messenger RNA from Habropoda laboriosa, 1308 nucleotides. RefSeq lists its product as uncharacterized. Bases 398 to 877 code for a protein of 159 amino acids. The record is from RefSeq and is a predicted model, not a curated record. Gene Ontology annotation, cellular component: extracellular region. The transcript has 5 exons. Gene Ontology annotation, molecular function: growth factor activity; heparin binding. Gene Ontology annotation, biological process: mesoderm morphogenesis. Lineage: Eukaryota; Metazoa; Arthropoda; Insecta; Hymenoptera; Apidae.
UCGUGGGUAGCGGGUAGAGCGGCAGUGGCUCCGGCAGCAGCAACACGUAGUACACGGUAGCACCGCGACGAGGACGUACCACGGGUUCUCGUAAGCACGUCGCUUGCUAGUCGGUAGACUCGCUUCGAAGCCAGUCUCUCGCUCUUCGGUCCAGUGGCGCAGUCGCGUUACGCGUAUACAUUUUUUCGUACCUCCGACAACCACUACCAGCAUCGUCACCGCUACACCACUACUACCACUAUCAGCAGCGUCGCUGUACCACCGCUACCACCACCUGCACCGUCGAGCGUGUCAACAACACGUAAACGUCAGCAGGACUACCGAGCCAUCGGGUUGUUCCUGAGAAAAUAAGUCGCGGAAGCUAAUUUAACACUUGCAUCCUCGAGACGGCACGAGAAUGAAGCUGUGGUGGAGUUUGGCGCUGGUCGGUGUCGCCAUGUUGAUGUUCAUCGUCACCGCCAGGGCGGAAUCCGAUCUCUGGGAGGAGGACGACCAGGAGGUUCUCGUGCGAACCGUUCGCGGCACCAAAGAACGAGCAUCCGGCAGCACUUCGUCGUGCAGAUACGCGAAGGGUCAAUGGUCGGAAUGCGACUCGAAAACCAACACACGGUCCCGCACGCUGAACCUUAAGAAGGGCGACAAGUCCUGUGAACAAACCAAAACUAUUCAGAAGAAGUGCAAAAAAGCUUGCCGGUACGAAAAGGGCACGUGGACCGGAUGCGUGAAUCAGCUGAUGACGAGAGUGGACAAUUUGAAGGCGAACAGUGAUGCCUCCUGUGAGAAGACGCGUCGAUUGGACAAGAGGUGUAAACCAGAGACCAACACCAAGAAAUCCACCAAAGGGGAACGAGCGAACAAGAAAUCGGGUAAGCAGUAAGCGGAGAGAAUCAUCGAUCGAUCACUCGAAGAGGUGCGCGGCGAUCUGUUUCGACAACAGGCAACGAAAACACAAUCUUGUCUUUUCCAUGUGAAACUCUAAUUUUCAAAUGAAUACUAUCUAGCGUGAGCGUAUCAAACGAAAAACGAACGAUGAAGGAAAUGCAUUUUAAAAUACUGACAGUGAUUGCAAAUAAAAAAAAAAAUAUUAAAGUCGAAUAUUAUUUAAGAGGGUAACAAAGAACGUGUACGAUACACGGGCGCAACGAUCGUGAAUCUGACUUCGAAACGUUUUCGAACGUUACUGUCGGUACGUAUUCGAUGGUCGGUAAUGAUUAUCGAUCGUAUAUGUCGGCUGUUUUCAGAAUUACUUCCAUUACAUGUGGCCAAAUGUCAUUAGUCGCGAUGCGGACGUAAUAAGCGCAUAGCUGG